Messenger RNA from Bufo bufo (common toad), 1807 nucleotides. RefSeq names its product ribitol xylosyltransferase 1 (gene RXYLT1). Gene Ontology annotation, cellular component: Golgi apparatus. NCBI's taxonomy places the organism in Eukaryota, Metazoa, Chordata, Amphibia, Anura, Bufonidae. The transcript has 6 exons. The record is from RefSeq and is a predicted model, not a curated record. Bases 42 to 1367 code for a protein of 441 amino acids. Gene Ontology annotation, molecular function: ribitol beta-1,4-xylosyltransferase activity. Gene Ontology annotation, biological process: protein O-linked glycosylation via mannose.
CACUUGUGACAGGAGCUGGAUAUGGCUGCAGAGGGAGCAGCAUGAGAUUCUCUCGAAAGAAGUUCUGCUGCUAUGUGCUAGUGCUCGUGUACUGCGCCUUCUCCUUCUACGCCGCCUAUAACGUCUUCUUCCGACCUCCCCAGGUGUCCCGGGUGCACCGGGUGGUGAGCAAGAAGGAAGGAGGCAGCAGAGGGUCUCUCUACCUUGGAAGUGAACAAUGGAAUCCUUGGGAAGAAGAUGAAAACGGACAUAAGGGCUCACGUUUGCAAAAAGGAGAAAAAAACUGGAAAGACCUAUUAAACCCAAACUCCCAUCAAGAACAAGCAGAGCUCCAGGUGCAGAUCUGGGGCAAGGCUGCCAUUGGGCAUUAUUUUUGGCAGCAUAUAUUGGAGGGACCACUUGAACCUCUUGAGGAUACUGCUCACUGGAGGGAGGGCAAGCUUAAAACUGAAAGAACUGACAUCAGCUUCAUCACCGGUCCCGCAGUUGUUCCUGGUUACUUCGCGGUGGGAGUCCAGAAUAUAGUUCUUGUUCUCAACGGCAGAGAAGAAGCAAAGAUUUCUUUUGCCACUCAGUGGCUUCAUUACACCCAGACUCUGAUUGAAAACCAUAAACUCCGGCACGUUGCUGUAGUUCUGCUAGGAAGUGAGCAGUGCAUUAAUAACUGGAUCCUUCCCUAUUUGAAGAAGAAUGGAGGCUUUGUGGAGGUCCUCUAUCUCGUCUAUGACAGUACUUGGAUUAAUGAGGAAGAUGUUUACCAGUGGCCCCUAGGAGUAGCUACGUACAGAAACUUUCCAGUCAUUGAUCCAAGUUGGUCUCUGGUUCAUGAUUCUCGACCAUACUUGUGCAACUUUCUAGGGACUGUGUAUGGCAAUUCAUCUAGAGAAAAUCUUAUGGAGGUUAUAAGGAAGGAGGGUCUUGACCAGCACUGUUGGAUCUCACCCAGAAAUGAGUGGCAACCACAAGAAACUAAUGAAAGUUAUAAGAGCUAUCAUGACGCACUGCUACAGAGCGAUAUAACGCUGAGCCCAGUGGGAGUAAACACGGAGUGCUACAGAAUUUAUGAGGCCUGUUCCUAUGGCUCUGUUCCAGUGGUAGAAGAUGUGAUGACACCCGGAAAUUGUGGAAACUCGUCUGUUAACAGUAAUGCUCCUUUGCAACUACUGAAGUCUUAUGGCGCUCCAUUUAUUUUUAUCAAAUCAUGGAAAGAACUUCCUGCCAUUAUAAAUCAGGAGAAAAACAUGAGCUUACAAGAGAAGAUUCAGAGAAGAAAGAGGAUUCUAGAAUGGUACAGACAGUUCAAACUAAAGCUCAAGCACAAAUUCAUUGAAACCCUUGAAAAGACAUUUCUGCGUAAGGAUAAAUGAAACGCGGUGUACGCUAGCGCCCUCUAGGUUUACUAGUUAUUUAUUGGUUACUUGAAAAUGCUCCUGUUUAAUAGGUUCUGUAGUUUUAACAUGUCACCUUAACAUAGGUAUUAAAAUUGUGUUCCUCAGUAUGGUGCACACAUAGUGUGAGAUUUAUCAAGAUAGGUGCUUUCUGUGCUGGUCUUGAUAUCGCCUGCACUGCCGGAGGAUGCACCUACUGUAUGACGAGGCUCAGGCCUUGUCAUAAAUUAUGCACAUCCUCCGGCAGUCUGUGCGUCUAAACAGAGAUCUGAGCUGCCAUAGAUCUCUGGCCUUGUUUCCGCCAGAAAACUGGCGUAAAUAAAGAUAAAUUAGUCGCUGCUGCUGGCCAUGCCCCCUUCCACUCUUGUCACACUCCUUUCUGAAAAGUGGCGAGGGUAGGCAAAAAAGUGAGAGAUGCA